AUGGUGGGUAGGGCUGUCGAUUGUAAAACAAAUUGCCAUAUCGAACUUGAGUAUCAGAUAUUGACACAGUUCGUCUUGCACGUUGUCACGUCCAUCGGUUUUUGUGUGGUCUCUUCUGUCAUGAUCCUGUACGCCAUCAAGAAGGAGGUCUCAGCGGCAAAGUUGAUCAGCUCUUCCAAGGAUUCAUCUUACGAAUCUUACGAACCACAGAGGAUAGAAUACACCGCCCUGGAAGUGCAAGCCAAGCGUCAUGUGCUCGCCAAGUACAAGUAUCUCGAGUGGGGUGGAUCCUACGUCGAGGACUUUCUGGAAUUGAUGCUCGGGUUUGCGUACAUAUCUAUCUUCGCAUUGGUGAGUCCUACCAUGAUCGUGAUCGCAGCUCUGUCGCAGCUGGUGGAGUUCGCUCUGCUAAUGCUGCGGAUGCGAUUUAUCACGGGCCGCCCAUACCCCCACGCGGCCGAGGGCAUCGGUAAUUGGAAGAAGGUGAUUGUGAUGAUAGGAACCGUCGCUGUCUUCUUCAACGGCUACAUCGCCGCUUUUGUGGUGCGUCCAGCGUGGUUCAGAGAAGUCCGUGAGCGAUUAUUGGUAUUCCUGUUAUUCGCCAGCUGCAGCCUGUUCCUGCGCACGGUCAUGCGGACCGCGGCCCCCGAGCUGCCCUAUGACGUCCGUGUCAUCGAGGACUACAACAGCGACGUGCUUCGGAAACUGAGGCCCGUCGAUGCAAGCAUGCAGUUCGAGAGGCGUCGGUGCAGCAGCCGCGCCGACAUCGCCCUGCACCCAAACGAGGGCUCCAUGCAGCGUGCCCUGAGCUCCUCGCUGUGA
Messenger RNA from Prorocentrum cordatum, 822 nucleotides. The record is from the annotation of a GenBank genome assembly. Lineage: Eukaryota; Dinophyceae; Prorocentrales; Prorocentraceae.